AUGGCGCUAGAGCCACUAGAGGACGAGAUGCUUGUGAUUUGCAUUAUGCCACGGCUGCAGUCCACAACAUUCGGACAACACGCGACAAUGUCCAAGGCUCAGGCAAAGAUCUUUUUUAAAGUACAAGAGCCUUUGGACAAUGGGAAUGAGCAAGCAAUCAAAGCGCACUUGGUUCGCCAUGCUCUUUCCGUCCCUCUUGCCUCUGUGAAAUGUGGACUUGAGCUGUUGAUAGAUCCCAUUUUCUUGGAAAUUCUUACAUUCUCAGUCCACAAGUUUCGCAGCAGUGAAAAGCGCAGCAAAUCAGAGUCACAUCCGCUCCUUGGCUCUCUGGCGUGGCUCUGGGCCCAUGGAAACCCUCCCCCCGAUGCGAAGCAUCAGGCUGAGCUCAGAGCUCGGCUCAACUGGGGCUGUGCCUUCGAGGCCACAGUGUCAUCGAUGCUCGACAAAACGACGAAAGCUUCGGCCUCUGUGAUACAUGAAACUUGGGCCUCAGGCCACAAGACCUUUGCAGCAGGCUGCUGUGCGGUUCGGUAG
Symbiodinium sp. CCMP2592 is the source of this 534-nucleotide messenger RNA. Lineage: Eukaryota; Dinophyceae; Suessiales; Symbiodiniaceae. The record is from the annotation of a GenBank genome assembly.